ACUAGUAACUACCCUUCAUUUGUUACUAUAAAUAGCACCCUUAACUGGCUCACACUAGCGCAACACAACCUAGUAAGCUCUUUUAAAGUUCUGGCCCGAACCCUUUCUUUCGUCACAAUCACAACUUGGUAAAGGUACUCCGUGCAAGAAAGAUGAAGCUCGAGUUCGCAAAUGUGCUACUUCUGUGCCUUGUCCUUAGCUCUUCUUUCUUGGAAAUCUCAAUGGCUGGUUCUCCUUUCUGUGACUCAAAGUGCGCGCAGAGGUGUGCCAAAGCUGGGGUUCAGGACAGAUGCUUGAGGUUUUGCGGGAUCUGCUGCGAGAAGUGCAACUGUGUCCCAUCUGGGACUUACGGAAACAAGGACGAGUGCCCUUGCUACAGGGACAUGAAGAACUCCAAGGGCAAGGACAAAUGCCCUUGAAGAAUAUCUAAUUUCAUCAUCACACUCCAUUCCAAUAAACUACCUUGUAUUGUAUCUUCAGCCUUCCUUUUCAGAGUAUUGCAUUAUGCCACGGAUCUAUGUACCUACCCUUCAACUUAAGUAUUCCGUCUAGUUAAUUAGCAUAGCUACCCUUCAACUUAUGUGUUCCGACCUAGUUAAUUAGCUUAUUAAUUAUUUACGAGAGUAAAACAUCGUUUUAGUUCUGUCAUCUUAGUCUUUGAAGUUAUAUAAAGAAAUUCAAAUUAAAAUAAAUUUGUAACAUGUUAAAUAAAUUUAUAAACUUUAUUGUUUAUUAUUA
Glycine soja is the source of this 738-nucleotide messenger RNA. RefSeq names its product peamaclein-like. Lineage: Eukaryota; Viridiplantae; Streptophyta; Magnoliopsida; Fabales; Fabaceae. Bases 153 to 419 code for a protein of 88 amino acids. The transcript is spliced from 2 exons. The record is from RefSeq and is a predicted model, not a curated record.